Messenger RNA from Penicillium argentinense, 1488 nucleotides. Its product is annotated as allantoate permease family MFS transporter. The transcript has 5 exons. Gene Ontology annotation, molecular function: transmembrane transporter activity. Gene Ontology annotation, cellular component: membrane. Gene Ontology annotation, biological process: transmembrane transport. NCBI's taxonomy places the organism in Eukaryota, Fungi, Ascomycota, Eurotiomycetes, Eurotiales, Aspergillaceae. Bases 1 to 1488 code for a protein of 495 amino acids. The record is from RefSeq and is a predicted model, not a curated record.
AUGUCUGAUUUGGCCGAAAAAAAGGAAGCCGGUUCUGAUGCCACGACUAAGGAUGCGGGUGACUCGCCCUCCUCCAGCAGCCUCGCAGAGACCGUCGGAAUCAACGAGACAAAGUUACUGCGAAAACUCGACUAUCGACUCUUGCCUCCUUUAACCAUUCUCUACCUUCUCUCUUUUCUGGAUCGGAGCAAUGUCGGCAAUGCAAAACUAGAGGGGAUGACUGAUGAUAUCAACAUGUCAGGAGAUCAAUAUCUCACGGGCCUGACUCUAUAUUUCAUCGGUUAUGUCCUUUUUGAAAUCCCCGCCAACGUCGUCCUCAAGAAAACUACACCAAGAAUCUGGCUCCCCACACUCACCUUGGUCUGGGGCGUGGUCGCUACGCUGCUCGGUGUCGUCCAGAACUAUUCCGGCUACCUCUCUUCUCGAUUUUUUCUGGGUGUCGCCGAGAGUGGCCUUUUCCCCGGUGUGGUAUUCUACCUUUCCAUGUGGUACAAACGCAACGAACAGCAUUAUCGUGUUGCCUUAUUUUUCAGCGCAGCUAGUCUGGCAGGCGCUUUUGGUGGUAUUUUGGCCUGGGGCAUUUCACAUAUGAAGGGAGUCGGAGGAUACAAUGGAUGGAGGUGGAUUUUCAUUCUCGAAGGGCUCUUGACCGUUGUUGUGUCUGCCAUCGCAUACCUCUGGGUUUACAACUACCCCUCUACCGCCGAGUUUCUCACUGAGGAAGAACGAGAAUUCAUUCAAUUUCGCCUCAAAAAUGACAGUGACGCUACGCGCGAUGAACAAUUUACAUGGCAAGCAGUACUGGAUGCAUUCAAAGACCCUAAGACGUGGCUGUAUGGUCUUGGAUUCCAUACAAUGAGCUUGCCACUAUACACUCUUUCGCUCUUUUUGCCUACCAUCAUUAAAGAGCUGGGCUAUUCUGCGGCCGAGGCACAGCUAUUGAGUAUCCCUCCUUACGCAGUAGCCUUUGUGACAACCAUCGGGGUUGCUAUACUGUCUGAGAGAACGCAUCUUCGUGCGCCUUUUAUUAUGGGAUCGUCUGCCUUUGCUUGUAUCGGAUAUAUCCUUCUGAUUUCGCAGCAUCGAGCUGGGGUAUCCUAUCUCGGUACGAUAUUUGCAGCUGCAGGUAUCUACCCAGCGGUGGCCAUCGUUCUCUCCUGGCCCGCCAAUAACGUAUCAGGACAGACAAAGCGGUGCAUUGCAAAUGCCAUGCAAAUCUCAAUCGGAAAUCUUGGUGCCGUAUUAGGGACACAGUUAUACCGGACUGAGACUAGUCCCCGAUACUUCCUUGGGCAUGGAUUCGCGCUAGGGUAUUUGGUCGCCAACAUCAUCGUCGUGGGUAUUUUGUGGAAGGUCCUUCACAAAGAGAAUGCCGAGAAAGACCGCGUGCGUGAAGUGCGAGGGCUUCGACCUUUGAUGGGGGACAUCGGUGAUGCGGAAGGUGACUUCUUGGGUGACAAGGAUCCACGGUGGAUUUUCCAAACGUAA